Penicillium canescens is the source of this 702-nucleotide messenger RNA. RefSeq lists its product as uncharacterized. The record is from RefSeq and is a predicted model, not a curated record. Bases 1 to 702 code for a protein of 233 amino acids. Lineage: Eukaryota; Fungi; Ascomycota; Eurotiomycetes; Eurotiales; Aspergillaceae. The transcript has 5 exons.
AUGUUUGCAGCACGAGCUAUUGGCCGAACGGCGCGGGGUCUUCCCAAAUGGACUCAAUUCCGUUGUGUUUCCACGCUAGAAGGGAACCCUUACAUAUACGUGUUUCCAAAUGCUGGGCCAACAGCUGGAUCGCACAUACUGUCAUUAUUGCCCUCGGAGCCAGUCAACCCAGACCUAGCCAUCGGGGUUUCCAGUCAACUGCCGCCGACAACAGACUCCUUCAGGGAAAACCCGAAGUUCUUGGAUAUAGUUCAAGAAGUAUGCUCCGAGCAUGCGCAUGAAGACCCCGACGCCAAGUCCCAAGCACAAGUUAUGGUUUCCAUGGCCGGGGCGAAUCUGAACUCAGGCGGCGUGCUUUUAACUGGCCAACGCCAGCGAGGAAGGAAACGUCGCGGGGAAGCUGGUGAUUCCAACAGUGGUGCUAGUGGCCAGGGUGGUGCGGGAUCUGGUGGUCGUGGUGGUUGGAUCCAUGUGUCGGAUAGCAGACGGCCCCCUGACUAUGGACGCAUUGCAUGGCCAGAGGAUAUGUUUGGUAGUCUGGAGGUGGAUGGGAAUGGUCAAUUUGUUGGCGGCAACGGCAACUAUCAACCUAGUGGUACCUAUCGGAUGGUGACCCGAGACGGAAUCUUUGGGUUGAGUCCCUUCCUCAGAGAGAAGUUGGUUAAGAAGCUUCGAGAGCUGGAGACCCAAAAAUCUUGUUAA